Molecule: messenger RNA, 3061 nt
Organism: Aegilops tauschii subsp. strangulata
Lineage: Eukaryota; Viridiplantae; Streptophyta; Magnoliopsida; Poales; Poaceae
Product: phosphate transporter PHO1-3
Biological process (GO): cellular response to phosphate starvation
Cellular component (GO): membrane
Source: RefSeq, a predicted model, not a curated record
UGGGGAGCUAACAGAGACGGCGAGAAUCCAUCCAACCCAGCCCAAGGCACCAACACACACUACGCCCAACUGGUGAUCACCAAUUGACAGGAGCUAGCUAGCAUAAACCCCCACAUGAGCAACAGCUAAUUCCCCAGUCUCCUUCAGCCCUCCCUCUCAUAGAUUCUAGUUCCAAAUUCCCCUCCAAUGGACGCUACCGGCGCACAGUCGCAUGCAGCUCAUAUAAGUACGCCUUACCCCAUGGCUUCCUUUGAGACACCCGCACACCGGUGCCACCACCACAGCUGCGGCGAGCUGCACUGCUGCGCCCUGAGGCCGCCAAUGGUGAAGUUCUCCAAGCAGUUCGAGGGCCAGCUCGUGCCGGAGUGGAAGGAGGCCUUCGUCGACUACUGGCUGCUCAAGAAGGACAUCAAGAAGCUGCAGGCCGCUGCCGGCGUCGAGGCGGCGCCGCCGCAGUCACAGUUCCAGGCGCCCGUGGCUGCCAGUCACUGGGUGAUGAGGCUCCCGUUCCUCAACCCCCAUGGCCAACACAAGGAGCACAGCGCCAUACAGGUGCACAGGAAGCUGGCGAGCAGCGGCAACCACGGCGCGGUGGCCGGAGAGGUGUACGAGACGGAGGUUCUGGACGCGGCGGGGUUCGCCGGCGCGGAGGCGGAGGCGGCGAGGGCCUUCUUCCAGAGGCUGGACGAGCAGCUGAACAAGGUGAACCGGUUCUACGAGAGGAAGGAGGGGGAGUUCCUGGAGCGCGGCGAGUGCCUCAGGCGGCAGCUGCAGAUCCUCGUCGAGCUCAAGGCCGCCGUCACCGAGGCGCGGCGCCGCGGGGGCUCGUCGGCGGCGGGGAGCGCCGACCUGGAGGACCCGUCCGUGUCUUGCUCUAUCCUGCAUGGAGAUCAAUCCCUCAGGGGCAUUACAAAGCAAGAACACGAAAGUCAAGAAAAGCUCGCCGACAAUGCUACGGCAAAGAACACUGAUGAAGGGGAGGACCAUCUUUCCAUCUCCGAAGGUCUGGGUGACUCGGGGAGGAUUGAGAAGCCGACAGAAGAAGUAGCCAACAAGCUGAUGACAUUCUCGGGAAGGGCAGUCACUUGCCAGGGUAGGAGCGUGAGGAUCAACAUUCCAGUCACCACACCGUCGAGGACCGUGUUCGCCAUCCGUGAACUUCUGUUCGAUGACAUGCUAAGCCAGUCAAGGAAGACUGGGGGGAAUGGUGGUGAUGGCGGUGAGAAGUUGAGCAUCAACAAGAAAAAGGUGCACCAGGCAGAGAAGAUGAUCAGAGGAGCCCUGGUUGAGCUGUACAAGGGCUUGGGGUACCUCAAGACAUAUCGGAGCUUGAACAUGCUGGCUUUUGUGAAGAUUUUGAAGAAAUUUGACAAGGUUACAGCAAAGGAAGUGCAGACAAUUUACCUGAAAGUAGUGGAGAGCUCCUACUUUAAUAGCUCCGACAAGGCAAUCAGGUUAAUGGACGAUGUCGAGGAGCUGUUUGUGAGACAUUUCGCAAGCGGUGACAAAAGGAAAGCAAUGAAGUACCUGAAGCCAAAUCAGAAAGAAGAAUCACAUGCUACCACAUUUUUCAUAGGACUAUUCACUGGUGGCUUUGUAGCACUAUUUAUCGGUUACUGUAUCAUGGCGCACAUAUCUGGGAUGUACACUCAUCAGUCAAACAAGGUCUACAUGUCAACAUCCUACCCUGUCCUUAGCAUGUUCAGCCUCUUCUUCCUGCAUCUCUUCCUCUAUGGAUGCAACAUCUUCAUGUGGAGAAAGACACGCAUAAACUACGCAUUCAUAUUCGAAUUUGCACCUACGAAAGAGCUCAAGUAUCGUGAUGUGUUCUUGAUAUGCACUACCUCUAUGACGAUUGUUGUUGGUGUCAUGUUUGCACACCUGACACUCAUUGUCAAAGGGUAUUCUUCAAGUACAGUCCAAGCAAUCCCAGGGUGCCUUCUUCUGGUGUUCUUAUUAGUAUUGGUCUGCCCUUUCAAAAUCCUUUACCGAUCAAGUCGUUAUCACUUCCUAAUAGCAAUCAGAAACAUCAUUCUAACUCCCUUUUACAAGGUUGUCAUGGUUGAUUUCUUCAUGGCUGAUCAGCUUUGUAGCCAGGUACCGCUGCUUAGGACCUUGGAAUACCUGGCAUGUUAUUACAUAACCAGCAGCUAUAAGACACAAGACUAUGGAUACUGCACAAGAGUGAAACAUUUUAGAGAUUUGGCUUAUGCAGUAUCCUUCCUGCCCUACUACUGGAGAGCCAUGCAGUGUGCAAGGAGGUGGUUUGACGAAGGGGACAUAAACCACAUUGUCAACCUCGGGAAGUACGUGUCAGCAAUGCUUGCUGCAGGAACAAAAGUGGCAUAUGAGAAUGAUAACAGUGCUGGAUGGCUGUCACUUGUCGUCAUCGUGUCAAGUGUCGCCACUAUCUACCAACUGUACUGGGACUUUGUCAAGGACUGGGGUCUUCUACAGUUUAACUCCAAGAACCCUUGGCUUCGUAACGAUCUGAUACUUAAACAAAAAUACAUUUAUUUCAUAUCCAUGGGUUUGAACCUUCUUUUGAGGCUUGCUUGGCUUCAAACUGUCAUCCACCCUAACAUUGGAAGCCUGGAUUCUAGAGUAACUCUGUUCUUUUUGGCAGCUCUUGAGGUGAUUCGACGGGGCCUUUGGAACUUCUACAGGCUGGAGAACGAACACCUAAACAAUGCAGGGAAGUUCAGAGCUGUGAAGGUUGUUCCACUUCCUUUUCAUGAAGUCGAAGAGAACUAACAGCAUGGGGCGUCAUUGCAGCACGCUCUAGGAUUGCAGAACUCCCAAACAGUUCAGAUGUAACACCAACUAAUGUUAGAAAGCAUGCACUACACUACUACAAUUCAAUUCAUUUUUUGGUGUGACAAAUAAAGCGCAUUCAAAUGUACCGUUUGGAGAGGAGAAGUGAUAUGCAAAUAAUAACACUAUAUACAUAGAGCACAUAAGUUCCAACUAGUUUUCCAUGUAAGAAUUUGUACUGGUAUAAUGUAAACUGAAGUCAGAUCACUUCAUGAGAUCCAAGUACUCGAAAAAUAGUUGCUCUACA